CCUCCCUCCACAUCCUUCCUAGCUCGUUCCCGCUCUCUUCGAAGCCGCACACGCCUUUUCCUGCCGCUGGCCUGGGCUUGAUCUCGCUCUUCUUGGUCUCAAGCCUUUGCAGUGCUCAGCAUGGACGCGCAAGAGCUCGACGCGCUCGCCGCUGCCGGCCGUGCCGCGCUCGAGAAGACCGCGCGCGAGAGGUCGGACGGACACGGCCGCGGCGAGGGGAGCGAGACCGAUGACGAUGGGUUCCCUUCGUUCAUACCGGCCGACGCGCAGCGCCCUCAGAUGCCGAUCGCCGAGAUGCACCUGAGCGUUGAAGCGAUGAUUCUCAUCAAAUGGCUCGAGGACGGCGACUUCCCGCCGACUCUCCUGUCAUUCCUUUACAAUGCGCCGUACUUCUUCUCCCCCAGCGCCAAGGUCCCACACCUGCCCGGCGACUUCGGUCGUCAGCUUCAGCUUGAGGUAGACGGCUACAUUCCUCGCGAGAAGGACGCGAGAAUGGACCGGCUCGUCGCUCUCUGCCUCCUGCUCGCCGGGCGCGAAGAGGACCGUCUCACGACGUCCAACUGGCGCAACCAGCGCUACACUCCUUCUCGCUGGGAUGCCUCGGGCAUUCCAACGCACGUGCGUGACGCUCUGCGUCUCGCAGAAGGCAAUCUCGACGCACACGAUCGUCACUGGCCGGGCCACGUGUGGGGCGAAGAGCGUGAGCUCGAUGCUCCGCUGUGGAAGCAAUUCACGCAGGAGCUCGUCAACAUGGUGCUGCGCUCCUUUCUCUUCAUCCGCAAGCACGCUGAAGAUGACACUCACUACGGUGCUCACCACACCGAGCUGCUGCGCGCCCAAUACCCUUGGCCGCCGCGGGAGAGCAGCAUUGCCGUCGAGCAUGCAAGCAUGCUUGGCACACUGCAUCCCCUCUACGUCACGCCGGUGCCGCUCGCCAAGCCUCUUGCCAACACCCUCAAGGAGCGCGCGACUCAACUGAAAGAGCGUAUGAACAGCGGCGAGAUCUCGCGCAAGGACGCCAUCGGCUUUCUCGUCCAUCUGCAUGGUUCGCCGCUCGACAUCAAGCCGGUCAGAGCAGCAGACGACGAAGGCUCGCCUGAAGAGCGCGCUCAGAAGCGCCAAGCGACGCUGGCGGAGCUGCGCGACUUCUCGGAGACAUCGAAGCAGAAGCUGCGCACGCACACGUUCGACCUCACGUCUUGGAGGAGGCCCUUCGACCACUAGUCGACAUCUCGGGCGCGGAGCAUGCCGAUGCGAGCCAGCGCAGACGCAGCGUCAAGUGCUUCUCAUGAUCGCUCGGGCGCCUUCGCCAGCUCCUCUACUCCUCCUUUUUCCUUCUGUCACCCACCUCGUCACCGUACAGAUCCUGUCGCGUACUGCUCCAUCCUCCACGUCACACUCCUGGCCCCUGGUCCUCGCGAUCCGGCGCUGUCUUGACCCUUGCCGGUGCCCUCGCUCACUUCGUCGUGCAAGUACAACCUCCACCAUGCUCGCAAUCUGUCCUGAUCGUUCUCCCUGGCGCAUGACAAAGCCCCGCAGUCGCCGUAGGUACAGCGUACUAAGAGCAAAGAAGAAGGCUCGUGCAGCGCGGACGACGAUGGACGGGGCCC
Molecule: messenger RNA, 1610 nt
Organism: Tilletiopsis washingtonensis
Lineage: Eukaryota; Fungi; Basidiomycota; Exobasidiomycetes; Entylomatales
Exons: 3
Coding region: 121-1224 (367 amino acids)
Source: RefSeq, a predicted model, not a curated record